UCCUUUUUGUUUUCUCUCUUCAUCAACUUCAUGUCCAGGAAUGAAAAUGGAUCUAGAUAUGAAAAGGUGUGAAAAAAUGCAAAUAAUUAUUUAUGCAGGGGCAUGAAAUAUAUCCAUGUGGAAUUCAUUUCAGGAUCACUCCUGACUCCUUUUGGUUCCAUUUCUUGUAUUGCCUUCCUCCAAGUCUGCUCCUUAGCAUAGACAAUCCAAGAUUCUGGCCAAGCUGGUAUCAUAAAAGUGAUGAAUGAAAAAAAUGAAAAGGAUGCCCCAGGCUUACGUGAUGUUUGGGAAGGCCUGUUUGAUGAAAAAUGGGCAAACAGUGCAUCCAUCCAGCGUGAGACAGAUGUCCAGACAAUGAAGAUGAACAUGUUGGCGCGUGCUAUGUACGAGUGCUUUCACAAACAAUGCAAGGAACUAGAGGCAGCUCAAAACAAAGCAAGAGAUGCUGAAGAAGCUCAUCAAAUGGCCCAAGAACAAGUAUCACAACUUGAGGAAGCAAAUGCUGAUUUGAGAAACAAGAUCUCAUUUUGUGAAGCUGAGGUCUCAAGAUUGCAGGCAGCUGAAGAGAAGCUGAGAGAAGUGACAAAGGAACAUGAACAGCUCAAGCAAAAAUUUGAACUGCUUAUGAAGAGCCAUCAAACAAUAUUGGAAAUGACCACCAAGAAGUCACCUACAAAAACUCCAAAAAAAGAAGGGAUGCAGAUGCAAAUGGUGGAUACUGUAUUCAAGAAGCCUAGUGCAAGAUCCUCCAACCAGGACCCAAUUUCAUUUGACAAGGGGCAAAGCCCUGUGCUUCCUAUGGAUCUAGACUUAUCAGCCCUUGGCUUUGUGCCUGAAACAGAUGAUGAUCUGAUGUCUGAGAAAAGUGAAGGUCCAAGCAGUGUCAUAUUCACGAGUACUUUAGUUCCCAAGGCACUUCAGUUACGCAAGAAGAGGAAGUUGAAUAUUCCUGUUAGUCCUAUUGCAAACUCAGCCCAAACUAAACAUAAUAGAUCAAGCCCUGAUCUCUUUGCUGCAGAGUUUGAUUCAGGCCCUCAAGAAAUUUUUCCUAAGCCUAUACGUGACUUUACUAUGCGUUCUAAAUCUUGUGCCAACCUUAGCCCUAGCAAAAGUUCCAAGAAGAUGAAGCAGCUGAAACUCAUCAAGCCCAGGACUGUAGACAAGUUGUUCAUUGGUAAGAAUAAUAAAAAUGAGUGUGGAGCUGAUGAUGACCCUGAUGACUUCAAAAAUAUUAUGAAACCUGGGACAUCAAGGAAUACAUUACAGCGAAUCAAGUCUGCCAAGUCUCUCUUGAACACCAGCUUUGACAGGUUGCCAGAGAAGCCCAAGAGUCCCUACAAAUAUAAGGGAGAGACAGUACGGAAGAAAGCCCAACGGCAGCAAAUGUAUGGGAAUGACUGUGAUGAAUGUCGGAAUUUUUAUGCUCUAAGUGAUUUGGAUGAUGCCAUGCUUCAGGAGAGAUUGAACAUUUGUUCACGCCAUCGAUCAAAGUACCAUGGAUUGCCCCCAUCCACACCACCAGGUAUUUGGAACCUCCCAAAGGACUUUCCACCUGAGGUGACUCCAUGAAGCAACAGAGGACAUCAUAAUCAGAUGGUUUCUUCUGUAUUAGGAAUAUUCUAUAAAUUGCUAAUGUUUCACAUCAUUCCCUUGUUUGGAGUUGUCUUUUAGUCUUUUUUUUGUACGUGGC
This is a messenger RNA of Darwinula stevensoni, 1690 nucleotides long. NCBI's taxonomy places the organism in Eukaryota, Metazoa, Arthropoda, Ostracoda, Podocopida, Darwinulidae. The record is from the annotation of a GenBank genome assembly.